UUAUUUGUCAUUUCUUCUUACUCUCCCAAAUGAUGGAAUUUAACUGUGUUCAAUUUCUCCAAAACAAGACUAUUCUUGUCACCGGCGCUACCGGUUUCCUUGCCAAAGUUUUUGUCGAGAAAAUUCUGAGAGUACAACCAAAUGUGAAAAAGCUGUACCUUGUGGUGAGGGCAUCCGACAGUGAAGCUGCGAUGAAACGCUUACGAGCAGAGGUGUUUGAGAAAGAUCUUUUCAAGGUGUUGAGAGAGAAUAUUGGCGAAGAGAAUUUGAAUACAUUGUUGUCUGAAAAAGUUGUCCCGGUAGCAGGUGAUAUUUCGACCGAUUGUUUUGGCGUGAAAGACUCUAAUCUCAGAGAACGUAUGCAAAAAGAAAUUGAUAUUGUCGUAAAUGUCGCAGCCACAACAAACUUUGACGAAAGAUAUGACGUUGGGCUUGAAAUCAACACAUUUGGAGCUCUCAAUGUCCUUAACUUCGCCAAAAAAUGUGUUAAAGCACAAUUGCUUCUCCAUGUCUCAACGGCUUAUGUUUGUGGAGAAAAGUCUGGUCUCCUACGUGAAAAACCAUUCGCAAUGGAAGAGAUUCGUAACGAAGCUGGUCAUCAAUUGGAUAUAAACUUUGAAAUGGAUUUGAUGAAGAAAAGAUUAAAAGAGCUCCAUGACCAAGAUUGUUCAGAUGAAGACAUUACUCUCUCCAUGAAGGAACUCGGAAUGGAAAGGGCAAAGCUCCAUGGAUGGCCAAACACAUAUGUUUUCACCAAAUCAAUGGGAGAGAUGCUUAUUGGUAACCAUAGAGAAAGUCUUCCUCUUGUCAUCAUCCGUCCCACGAUGAUCACCAGCACUCUUUCUGAACCAUUUCCUGGUUGGAUCGAAGGGUUAAGAACUGUAGACAGCGUGAUUGUUGCAUACGGAAAGGGAGUGCUCAAGUGUUUUCUUGUCGAUGUGAACUCAGUCUGCGAUAUGAUACCAGUGGAUAUGGUGGCAAACGCGAUGAUCACGGCUACAGCUACACAUGCUGGAGGUUCAGGGGUUCACAUGGUGUACCAUGUUGGUUCAUCGCACCAAAACCCAGUGACAUUUGGAGAAAUUCAUGAGAUUUCCGUUCGUUACUUUACUAAAAGCCCUUUGCGUAGUCGCAAUGGCUCGCUCAUUGCCGUCUCAAAAGUGAGGCUUAUAUCAACCAUGGCUUUGUUCAGCCUGUACAUGACCCUACGUUUCAAACUACCUUUACAGUUGUUGAAAUUAAUUGACAUAAUAUAUCCUUGGAGAAGCGGAGAUAAAUACGGAGACAAGAACCACAAAAUCAAUAUGGUGAUGAGAUUGGUAGAGCUUUACGAGCCUUACGUACUCUUCAAGGGCAUAUUCGACGAUAGGAAUACUAAGAGCUUAUGCGCCAAUCAAAAAGAAGAUGAGACAAAAACUUCAAAGGGAUCGAUGUUUGAUUUUGACCCAAAAGGCAUUAAUUGGGGAGACUACCUCACAAGUGUACAUAUUCCUGGCCUCAUCACACACGUACUUAAGAAAUAAAAACAACAAACGCAGUUUAUUGAUGAACUCUGCAUGAAUCACCAAUAAAACAGCAACUCAUGAUGGAAAAGUAUAAUUUAUUUGUAACACAAACGUAAUUCUUUUGAAUUAAGAUUUAUCUUCUGUUUUUCUUGUAAUGGAAUUAGUGUGCUACUUAUUUGACAAUACUGCUCUCGUAAUUCCAAAAAGUAUGAUAUUAUCAUUUUCUGUCAACAAAUAUGAUAUUAUCAGUUAGGCAUAUAUUAUUAUUGUGUUAUAAUUUUAUUGUUUGUUGUUUUGACUAAA
Brassica oleracea var. oleracea is the source of this 1808-nucleotide messenger RNA. Its product is annotated as probable fatty acyl-CoA reductase 5. The record is from RefSeq and is a predicted model, not a curated record. The transcript is spliced from 10 exons. Gene Ontology annotation, cellular component: intracellular membrane-bounded organelle. Gene Ontology annotation, molecular function: alcohol-forming very long-chain fatty acyl-CoA reductase (NADP+) activity. The coding region runs from base 30 to 1523 and encodes 497 amino acids. Gene Ontology annotation, biological process: long-chain fatty-acyl-CoA metabolic process; suberin biosynthetic process. Lineage: Eukaryota; Viridiplantae; Streptophyta; Magnoliopsida; Brassicales; Brassicaceae.